This is a messenger RNA of Salmo salar (Atlantic salmon), 8798 nucleotides long. Lineage: Eukaryota; Metazoa; Chordata; Actinopteri; Salmoniformes; Salmonidae. The record is from RefSeq and is a predicted model, not a curated record.
AUGGAAGCGCUUGAUGCAGACAGUGGAAAGAACGCAGAGUUGACGUACUUCCCCGUUCCCAAAAACGGCAGUUUCUACGUGGUACCAAAAACUGGCGAAGUUUUGCUGAUGGACUCCCUACUGGGCCUCCCAUCUGUAAUCAAGUUCUAUGUUUUUGCUAAAGACCAUGGUUGGCCCUGCAGAAUCAGUAAGGGUGUUGAGUUCACGGUUACCCCACGACAGUGGUGCCCACUGCGCCCAGGCCAGACAGGGGAGUUGGGCAGCCUGGGCAGGGCAGGGCGGAUGCAUAGGGCAUUGUUGGACUCUGGUAGCAUGGUCUUCCUCAAUGUCUCCGAAGAUGCAAGCAUCGGUUCUGUCGUUAUGAGCCUGAGCCCAGCCAGGUUUCAGGCAGCCUCCUUUGAGCUGGUUUACCCGAAGACAGAUAUUACCCCAAUCAACGUGGGCAAGGAGAGUGGAGAUAUCGUGAUAGCCAUGCGCCUGGACAGGGAGACUGAACCGUUCAUCGAAAUCACUGUCAAAAUACAAGAUGAACGAGUACCUGACCAAGGUGAAGCUGAGGGUGACAGAUGUCAACGACAACGUCCCCGAGUGGGCCAUGGAGCCUUACCCUACCUGGCAGUGGUGUCCCCCGAGGCCUCCCCUGGGGAGCUGGUGUACCCGCUCCACGCUCGCGACGGGGAUGAAGGCAGUAGCGGCGAGGUGGAGUACUUCCUGGCUGAUGGUGGUAAUGGCUGCUUUGCGGUGGACAAGAAGAGUGGUCACAUCUUGACCACAGGUCUCCCCCUGCAGAGAGACAGGGAGUAUCUGCUGAGUGUGGUGGCCUUUGACAUGCUGGGCAGUCGCAGUGCUCCGGCCAUGGUGUCGGUCAUAGCAGGACCCAGAACACCACAGUUCACCAAGGCAUCCUACGCCAUUUCCAUACCAGAGAACACCCCAGAGGGACAGCCCUUCCUGGUGAUGUUUGCCAUCUCCUUCCAGAAGCAGCCAAUCAGCUACAGCCUGCUGAUCAACCCCAGCAGCCUGUUCAGAAUGCAGCAGGAGACAGGGGAGAUCAGCCUGACCCGCAUGCUAGACUAUGAGAAUGACCAGAGACGUUACCUCCUUAUGGUCAGGGCCAGCGAGGGGCUAGGGGGCCUCAGCAGUGCCAUAGAGGUCCAGGUGGUGAUAACGGACGAGAACGAUUGUGUCCCAGAAUUUCUCCAGUCCAUUUACAGUGUUGAUGGAGUCCCCGAGACAGUAACCACAGCAACCUCUCUCCUGCAGGUGUUAGCCAGUGACUGUGACUCGGGGUUGAAUGCAGAACUCACAUACUACACUCUAAGCCCAGACUUCAGCAUUUCAGCCCACGGCACCAUCUUCCCUGUGGGCCGUCUGGACUACGAGAGGCCCAACCACCUGUAUGAGUUUGUGGUGAUGGCGGUGGAUAAUGGGGAGGAGCCUCACUCUGGUACCGCCACCAUCCGCCUCCGCAUGGCCAAUGUCAACGACCAGGCCCCCGAGUUCUCCCAGACUGUCUAUCGGACCUUUGUCUCCGAGGACGCUGGCCCCAACACACUAGUUGCCACGGUACUGGCUAAGGACCCGGACGGUGAUGGAAUAGUGUACUCAUUUACAGCUGGCAACGAGGAGGGCAACUUUGUCAUUGACAGCCAGAAAGGGUUGAUCCGGCUGCGCUCCACCCCCCCUCCCAAGCUCCAGGGCCUGGAGUAUGUCCUCAAUGUGACGGCUACGGACGACAACGCUUCCGGAGGGCCACACCCACUCUCUGCAACGGCCCGGGUCAUCGUGGGUGUUGAUGAUGUCAAUAACAACAAACCCAUCUUUGAGAAGUGUCAGCAGUACAGGGAGCAGGCGUCUGUGUUGGAGAACCAGCCCACAGGGACCUUCGUGCUGCAGGUGCACGCAGUAGAUGCAGACGAGGGGGCCAAUGGGAAGGUCAAGUAUGGCCUGAUGCACAGAGACAGAGCCAUGCCUGCCUUCAGAGUCCACCCUGACACAGGUGUGAUCGUGACGGCGCGGCGGUUCGACCGGGAGCGUCAGAGAGAGUACUCCAUCACGGUGACGGCUACAGACUGGGCUGACGAGCCUCUCAUAGGGAUCUGUCAGCUCAACGUCCUCAUCCAAGACCAGAAUGACAACAGCCCCAAGUUUGAGAACCUGCGCUACGAGUACUUUCUGAGAGAGGACACCAUGAUCGGCACCAGUUUCUUGCGUGUGGCGGCGCACGAUGAUGACUUUGGCACCAACGCCGUCGUCACCUACUCCAUGUCCCAGGAGCAGCCUGAGUACCUGAGGGUCAACCCUGUUACCGGCUGGGUGUACGUCAACCAGCCCAUAUCACAGAGGUCCUACAUCACACGGGAAGUAGUUGCCACGGACGGGGGGAAUCGCAGCACAUCUGUGGAGCUGUCUGUCACCAUUACCAACGUGAAGAACCAGCCCCCGCAGUGGGAAAAGGACAGCUACAGCGUGGUCAUCCCCGAGAACACAGCCAGGGACACUUCCAUUGUGACGAUCAAAGCGACCUCGUUGCUAGGCGACCCCAGGGUGACUUAUAACCUGGAGGAGGGCGUGGUCCCGGAGACUAACAUGCCUGUGCGGUUCUACCUGUCGCCCAACCGCGAGGACGGCUCUGCCUCCAUCCUGGUGUCGGAGCCGCUGGACUAUGAGACCACACCCAGUUUCUCCCUGAGGGUGCGGGCUCAGAACGUGGCGGCAGUACCACUGGCUGCAUUCACCACAAUCUAUGUCAACGUCACAGACGUGAACGACAAUGUUCCCUUCUUCACCUCCUCCAUCUAUGAGGCAUCAGUGACUGAGGGUGCCAAGGUGGGGACCAUGGUCCUCCAGGUGUCUGCUCACGACAAGGACCUAGGUCUCAACGGACAGAUCACCUACUCCCUCCUGAGUGACAGUAGUGGGGACCACCGUCUGUUUCGUGUGGAUCCAGAGCUGGGCUCCAUCUAUACAGAGGCGGUGUUUGACCGCGAGGCACAGGGAUCCUACCUACUGGAGGUGCAGUCUGAAGACGGCAUGGAGUCAGCACGGCCCGGGAGGAACAAACAGCCCAACUUUGACACAGCAUAUGUGCGGGUUUUCAUCAGCGACGUGAACGAUAACAAACCCGUCUUUGCUCAGCGUCUCUAUGAAGUCGGCAUUGACGAGGACGCAGAUGUCGGCCUGGCUGUUGUCACCGUCGGUGCUAAUGACGAAGAUGAAGGUGCCAACGCCAAGCUGCGUUACCAGAUCACAUCGGGCAACACCGGAGGGGUGUUUGACAUGGAGCCUGAAGUGGGAACCAUCUUCAUCGCCCAGCCUCUGGACUACGAGCUGCAGAAGAGGUACAAGCUGCUGGUGCUGGCAUCGGACGGGAAGUGGGAGGACUAUGCUGCUGUGGUGGUCAACGUGGUCAACAAGAACGACGAGGCUCCAGUCUUCUCUAUGAAUGAGUACUACGGCUCAGUGACCGAGGAGCUAGACGGCUCGCCGGUCUUUGUGCUUCAGGUGACUGCCACAGACCCAGACAAGGAUGCAGACCAAGUCGCCGUGCGCUACUCUCUUCAUGGUCAGGGAUCGCAGUCUAAGUUUGUGAUCGACGAGAUCACAGGGAAAAUGUACGCCCAGAAGACACUGGACCGCGAGGAGCGGGCAGUGUGGCGCUUUGUGGUCCUGGCCACAGACGAGGAAGGGGAGGGGCUCACCGGCUUCACUGACGUAAUCAUCAACGUGUGGGACAUCAAUGACAACGCACCUUCCUUCGUCUGCGUGCCCGACAGCUGUCACGGCAACGUGGCCGAGAACUCGCCCCCAGGUACCUUUGUCAUGGAGAUGACGGCGACGGACCUUGAUGACACGGCGGUGGGUCAGAACGCCAUCCUCUCCUACCGUAUCCUGGAGAACGCGCAUGACGCGGGCGACGCCGACUUCUUCACCGUUGACGCCAGUACAGGCACCAUCUCAGUGGCAACCGGUGGGUUGGACAGGGAGGUGGCAGAGCGGCACCAACUGGUGGUUGAAGCCAAGGAUGGAGAGGGUAGGAUGGGCACGGCUACCGCCACUAUCAUCAUCACGGACCUGAACGACCAUACCCCCCGGUUCAAAGACGAGUGGUGCGGGGCUCGUGUGUCUGAGAGCAGCCCUCCAGACUCAACCGUGCUGAAGCUGGACGCUGUGGACCCAGACUCAGGGCCUCACGGCCUGCUGGGCUUCAGUGUGGUGGCAGGGGACCAGGGGGAGAGGUUCUACAUGGUGAGCCACAAAGCAGAGCAGUCUGGAACUCUGAGGCUGAGGAAGAGGCUGGAUUACGAGAGGCCCGGCGAGCAACAAUUCAACCUCACCAUUCGUGUGGAGGACUCCGACUUCUCCAGCCUCAUCCACUGCAUCAUCCAGGUGGUGGACGAGAAUGACCAUGCCCCACUGUUCGCCCCCACCUCCUACUCCCUUGCCCCUCUGCCAGAGGAUGUUGCAGUGGGAACCAGCAUCACCCAGGUGAUGGCCAGCGACUCAGACUCUGACCUGAAUGGGGAAAUAAUCUAUAGCAUCUCCCCAGAGUCAGACCCGUAUGGUCAUUUUACAGUGGACGGAAACGGCGUCAUGACCGUGACCCGGCCGCUGGACAGAGAAAUCGUGGCAGAGUACCAGCUGGUUGUCCUAGCGACAGACCGGGGUAGUCCAGCCUUGACGGGUAGCACCACGGUCCAGCUGAGCCUGCUGGAUGUAAAUGACAAUGGGCCAGAGCUGGAGGUGACCUAUAACCCUGUCCUCUGGGAGAACAGCCCUGCUCCACAGGUGGUGUGGCUCAACCAAACCUCCACCCUGCUCCAUGUUAUCGACCGGGACUCCCCUGAGAACGGGCCUCCCUUCUCCCUCUCCCUCCCUCGCCUCUACGCCACUGACUUCCACCUGCAAGACCAUGGCGACGGCACGGCAACGCUUACAGCACUGCACCGCUUCGACCGCGAGCGGCAGAGGGAGUUCUUCCUGCCUGUGGUCAUGACAGACAGCGGUCGUCCGCCAAUGACGGUCACCAACACACUCACCGUCACCGUGGGCGACCAGAACGACAACGCCCACCAGGAGGGAGAGAAGGAGAUUUACGUCCACAGCCGGAGGGGAAAGAUGCAGACUACUUCGCUGGGCAAGGUCUAUGCCCCUGAUCCCGAUGAUUGGGACAACAAGACCUACACCUUAGACGCAAGAGGAAUGAAGUAUUUCACCUUAGACAAGAGUACAGGUGACCUGGCCAUCAGACAGAAUACCCUAGCGGGCAGCUACUAUCUCAGAGUGGGCGUGUCGGAUGGUGUGUGGCCGGACGUGGUGUCGGGGGUCACAGUUCACGUGCGGGAGCUGGAGGACAAGGCAAUCCAUUUGUCAGCCUCCCUGCGUCUCACAGGCAUCACUGCCAGGGAUUUUAUUGAGUCCCAGGUGGACAAGACGAGCCGACAGGAUGUGUUCAGGGGCUUCCUGUCUGAACGCCUGUCCGUCAGAUCAGGCGCCAUCAACGUAUUCAGCCUGACAGACGUAGGACUGAAGGCGCUGGACGUGCGCUUCUCUGUGCACAGCGACAGCUACCUUCGCCCAGAGAAACUACAUGGAUACCUUGCGGUGCAUAAAAAUAAGCUGCAGUCUCUGCUGCGGGUGAAUGUGUCCCAGGUACAGGUGGAUGAGUGUGUGUACACAGACUGCAGGGCGGGUGGGGGUUGCUCAACAUACCUCAGCGUCAGUGACACACCCACCCUGGUGGAUGCUGGCAACAUGGCCCUGGUGUCUGUGACAGUGACUUCCUCAGCCGUGUGUGGCUGCACCGCCAGAGACCGUGUCCACCAGGCCUGUUCCUCCUACCCCACAAACCCCUGCUUCAAUGGAGGCACCUGCAUGGACACCCUCAGCGGGUACAGAUGCCAGUGCCCACCGCAGUACGAGGGUCCUGAGUGCCAGCAGACAAGGCGAAGUUUCUUUGGCAACGGCUAUGCCUGGUUCCCUCCCAUAAGGCCGUGCUUUGAUAGCCAUCUCUCCCUGGAGUUCAUCACAGGGGCUGAGGAUGGGCUGCUGCUCUACAGCGGGCCCCUGGCCACCCUGCUUCCCGGAGACCCAGAGGACUACAUGGCCAUAGAGCUGAUUGGUGGAACACCUAGCCUGAAAAUCAACCAUGGGUCUGGAACCCUGGUCCUGCAGUUGCCGGGAAAUGUGGUUGUGUCCGACAGACGCUGGCACCGUCUGGAUGUUAGGAGCAACAGUAAAGAAGUACGUUUCACCCUGGAUCGCUGCUCCAGUGCCAUUGUCAUGGAGACGGAGGGCGUGGACAGCUGGGCCAUGACCGAGGACCGCUCUUCUUGUGAAGUCAGAGGAGUCACGCCCAAUAGGGACAGGUACCUGAAUGGGAGUCAGGUGUUGCAGCUGGGUGGUGUCAACGAAAACGUGUCCUAUGAGUAUCCCCAGCUACAGCACAAGCACUUCACCGGAUGUCUGCGCAACCUGGUUGUGGAUAGUGCGCUCUAUGACCUUGGUUAUCCCUCUGAGUCCUCCAGCAGUGCCCCAGGCUGCUCUCUGACUGAUGGGAACUGUGUGAACAUGGGUGUACCAGUCUGUGGGGCCAGGGGGCGCUGUAACGGGCAGUGGGACUCCUUCCGCUGCCAGUGUGGGCCCGGUUACACAGGGAUCCACUGUGAAGACGAAGUCCCAGAGUUCUCCUUCGAUGGGAGGAGCCAUGUCCAGUACCAGGUGGGCUGGUCUCUCCCGGCCCGUCACACCAGCGUGCAGCUCCAGGUGCGAACCCACGUCCCCAGCGGUGUCCUCCUCAGCCUCCUCUCCCAGGAGCAGAAUGAAUACUUGAGUCUGGAGGUGUUUCAGGGGCUACUGGCUGUCUUUUACAACCUGGGUGACAGACGCUACAACCUCACGCUGCCCUUCCAACGCCUUGACAACGGAGAAUGGCACGAGGUGGAGCUGGAUCGUCAUGGCAAAGAGUUCACCCUUCGAUUGGAUGGUGGCGGCGGGAGGCAAGAGGUCACAGCCGCUCCUGGGACUAGUCAGGAGAUAGUCAUCGAUCAAACAGUGGUGAUGCUGGGAAACACUUUCCCUUCAGGAAACAACCACAGCUUCUUAGGGUGUCUGCGAGAUCUGAGGCUGAACGGGAGGCCCAUGCCCAUGGCAAAGCAGCCCUCCAUGGGGUCCAAGGGCCUCCAGGUGGUCACAUCCCAGGGGGUAUCCCCAGGUUGCCCCUCAGACGCCUGCAGGAAACACCAGUGCUCUCCCCCCUUCAUAUGUGUGGACCUCUGGAGGAAACACGAGUGCAGGUGCCCCCCUGGUUACAUGACGAAGGAGAAUGACUCGAGUAAGGUGUGCGUCUACACGCUGUGCGUCAGCAGGCCCUGUCGCCACGGCACCUGUGUGGCCCACUCGCCUGCCAAGUACUCGUGUCACUGCUCGGAGGGCUACCGUGGGCGCCACUGUGAGGUCUCUCUGACGCUCUACCACAACAACGACAACAACACUCUGAGCCUCAGCUCUGCGUUUGCCAUCAGUAUCUGUGUCCUGGCCUUCCUAGUGCUGAUGCUGGGCCUGUCCCUCUACUCCUGCUGGAGGAGACACAAGGGCCUGAAGGAGGGCGUCUACCACGUCUCCGCACACCACGGAGAAUGGGAGGACAUCCGAGAGAACGUGCUCAACUAUGACGAGGAGGGUGGAGGGGAGCAGGACCAGAAUGCCUUCAACAUGGUGGAGUUACAGAGGUCUCUGCGGCCCAGUCCAGCCCAGUCACUGUGGUACAGCUACCCACAAUGCAUCAUCUCCUACCCUCAGACGACCAAGCCGCCAGACACGAAGAAUGGGACCAAACCAAAAGGACCAAAUGGACCCAAAAACGGCAGCACAGCAAUCGCCCUGCGCCUGGCCCACCCUCCGUCCGGGUCAGCCACCCUCACCUCUCCCAUUGCAAUGCGGCGUUCCCACAAGUCCCUGUCCUUCUCCAGUCAGGACCUGGCCCGCUACCUGUGUGAGGUCAUCAGGGACACGGACCGCUCCCCGGGGGACAACCCCGGCUACAUGACCUCACUGCGUCCCCUGUCCAAUAAGGCGCAGCGUGGUAGGCUGGCCGUGCGCUCGCUCAGCUCCCUCAGCGAUGAAGGUCAGGGGUCAGAGGUUAGGGUUCAGGGGGGUCAGGAGAGCCUGGAGCGUCAGAGAUCCCAGAGCCCACGGCUGGACAGGCUCAAAGCCCUGCGAGCUGUUGCCAGUGAACUCAGAGUGGACGGUGCUGUGGACUCUGCUGCCGCCAAGAGCACAGAGGGACAGAAGGACAAAGUGAAGGAUAGAGAGUGCAGGGCGCAGCCCAACUGUGAGAAGAGCGGAUGAGACUGGAGUCAGAAUACAAAAGAUUGGAAUUCACACUUGGAUACUGAGUUCAAGGAUAUAAAGGAGAGGACGUUCAAAGGCAGCAUCUCAAAAAUUGGAAGUUGUGAAAUGUUUAUAUCGAUUGAUCCAAUGAUGGUGUUGGGGGAAAAACCAAAGGAGAAGAAAUAUUUAAGAAAUGUACAUUUCUGAUUUGUGACCCCUUUGAAAAGUAUUAUAUGGGCGGAUUGUGGCAAAAAUGUGACGCUUUAACUUGAUAUUAUAUAUUUUACAAACAAUCUGGAAAAGUAGAACCUUUUUCUUGGCAAUGCCCUGUAUAUACUCCAUAUGGAAAGCACCUUUUGACCCUUUGGUAACACCAAAAUUGCAUUCAUUUUGAACAGAAAGCCUCACAAAAACAUAUGUAAAAGAAGGCAAAAGUAUUUGUUGAUCAUUAUCGUAAUAUAAAUUCU